AUGGCAGGAGAUACGCAGGUGUCAGGUUAUCCGGUGACGGACGAUGUCGAGUACGGAGAGCCCAAGCAGGUCUCGCCGGUGCAGUCGCCCACGGUGGCCUAUGGCCAAAGCAGCGAGGACGAGAAGUCUCUUCGGUGGCGCCAGGACAAACGCAUCAUCCCACUCUCUGCUGGCAUCUAUUUUCUUUGCUACCUCGACAGAUCGAAUAUAGGAAAUGCCAAGAUCAUGAACUCAACAACUCACAACGAUCUCUUAACCGAGACUGGUAUGACAAACUAUCAAUACACCAUUGCAUUGAGGAUAUUCCUGGUGGCGUAUGGUCUUUUCGAGCUGAGACCCUCUCGUUGGAUUGCUUUCCUGAUGCUGUCGUGGGGCGCUUUAACAAUGGGUCUUGGAGGCGUAACUAGUUACGCCUCGGUCACGGUGGUGCGUUUUCUGCUCGGCGUCUUUGAAGCUGGGCUCUUUCCAGGGCUGGUUUACUAUCUUACCUUCUGGUAUACGUCCUCUGAGAGAAGUAUCCGGGUGGCCUUCAUUCUUGCGUCAGCCACGCUCGCGGGUGCGUUUGGGGGUGCAAUAGCUUAUGGCAUAGGCCACAUGAACCAGGCCGCGGGACUGUCCGCCUGGCGGUGGCUCUUCAUCAUCGAGGGUGCUCCAUCGUGCGUCUCGGCGUUCGCUGUGUGGUUCUUCUUGCCGGACUAUCCAGAGAGUGUGACCUGGCUUACGGACAACGAGAAGGCAAUCGCGGCACGCCGGCUGGAGAUCGAGGGCAGCAAAGGCCACGAUAAAGGUAUGACCUGGGCGGACGCCAGGGCAACAUUGCUCGAUGGUAGACUCUGGGUACACUAUAUCAUUUACUUCGGUAUCUCUGUGCCUUUUAGUUCCCUGAGUCUUUUUACCCCUUCAAUUACAGCGGGUCUAGGCUACAAAGACCUCGAGGCACAGCUCAUGACUGUCCCCCCGUACGCAGUGGCAUAUGUGGUCCAAAUCUUUACUGCAUGGCUAGCUGACAAGUUCAAUGCCCGGGGAUUGGCCUCCGCUCUUUUAGCUACCGUUGGAGCUGCCGGAUUUAUUGGUUCUGCUGCAUUGCCAGCCACGGCAUACCUUCCACGAUAUGGCUGUCUUAUCGUUGCAUCAUCUGGUGCAUUUGCCUGCAUACCCCCUCUACUUGGCUGGCUAUCUUCCAAUAUCUUUAGCACGGCUUCCGUCGGUCUAGCCAUAGCACUCAACAUAGGCCUUGGCGGUGCGCCAGGCCAGAUCGUUGGGGUCUGGAUCUAUAAGGCAAACGAGGCGGCCUCUGGAUACCCAACUGGUCACUGGACAAACGCUGCCCUCUUGCUCAUGGUUGCAGUCGGAUGCGUGACGCUCAGGGUAUACUACGGUUGGAGGAAUCGCAAGCUCUUACGGGCCGGUACAGUCAACGAACCGAGACUGUUCAGGUACUAG
Neoarthrinium moseri is the source of this 1443-nucleotide messenger RNA. RefSeq lists its product as uncharacterized. The transcript is spliced from 8 exons. The record is from RefSeq and is a predicted model, not a curated record. Gene Ontology annotation, cellular component: membrane. Gene Ontology annotation, molecular function: transmembrane transporter activity. Bases 1 to 1443 code for a protein of 480 amino acids. Gene Ontology annotation, biological process: transmembrane transport. Lineage: Eukaryota; Fungi; Ascomycota; Sordariomycetes; Amphisphaeriales; Apiosporaceae.